AUGAUUAAUUUUUUACAAAUUAAUCUAAACUGCUGUAAAGCAGCCCAAGCUUUGGUCUCCAAAACUGCCGAUGACCUCAAUAUUGACAUCAUCCUGGUAUCCGAGCAAAAUCAAGCAUGUGACCGGUCUUGGAUCCAAGACCAAUCCAAAAAAUCAGCCAUCAUAAACCACAGUCGAGUACAGAUAGACGAACUUGGUAAACCGGAUAUGGGUUUCACUUGGUGUAGACUGGCGGGUACAAAGAUAUACUCGUGCUACUGGACACCAAGACCGGACAUAGCUGCUUUCACAGAUUUCCUACGACGUCUGGAAACAAGCAUUAAAGCCAGCACCGGGGAAGUCAUGGUUUGCGGUGACUUUAACGCUCAUCACACCUUAUGGGGAUGUAACACAAACGACAAAAAAGGUGACCUUCUAGCCGACAUGAUCCAGGCAUCAGGAAUGGUCGUGUGUAACAAGGGAACGGAUGCUACUUUCCAAAGCGGCAAUCGAUCGUCCAUUGUCGAUGUAACAUUCGCAACCCAACGCACAGCAACCUCCAUCACAAAGUGGGUUGUCUUGGAAGAAACAUCGUUGAGUGACCAUAAUUACGUGCACUUCUGUGUGGAGUUCAGCGCAGAAGCCGACAUCCAGCCGUGCACAAACAUCAAAGUGGUCCCUAGCAAACUGAAAGUAUACCUAGACUUAAACCCACUCCCACUGAGUUUUACACCCAGAUAUGCGGCUCCCAGCACAGGCCGCGCUUAG
Molecule: messenger RNA, 747 nt
Organism: Macrosiphum euphorbiae (potato aphid)
Lineage: Eukaryota; Metazoa; Arthropoda; Insecta; Hemiptera; Aphididae
Source: the annotation of a GenBank genome assembly